CAAGAGAGCUCUCUCUUCCUUUCACCAUUGGACUGGAAAGCGAGAUUCACCUUUCAGCAUCAUGUUAUCGAAAACAACUUUAGGCGUUGCAGCAGCGGGUGCUGGUCUUUGUUUUCUUGGAUAUUGUGUAUACUUUGACCAUAAAAGAAGAAGUGAUCCAGAAUUCAAAAAUAAACUGAGGGAAAGAAGACAAAAGGCAAGACAGCAAAAAGUGAAAGGUGGAGGUUCACGGUUGCCAGAUUUGACAAAUCCUGAGGCUAUGCAGAAAUUUUUCUUGCAAGAAGUACAGAAAGGCGAGGAACUCCUGGCCACAGGUGAGAUUGAGGAGGGUGUGGAGCACCUGAGCAACGCGGUGGCCGUGUGCGGUCAGCCCCAGCAGCUGCUACAAGUCUUACAGCAGACACUUCCCCCUCAGGUGUUUGCACUGCUGGUCCAGAAACUACCCUCAGUGGGCGCGCGUCUGGCAAGUGCUGGUGCUGGGGGAGCGGCAGGCUCGAUGCCGGCGGCUGCUGAGUCUGGAGCUGUGAUUGAUGAGGUUGUUGACUGAGCGCUGAGCACCCCAUGUGUAUGCAGGAGGGAACUUUGACUUGUUCAAUGUCCAUGAACCAAACUGAACUCUCAAAAUUAUCCAGUCGGUGGCUUACUCUGGUUGAACUGUUAGAUGUUGACGAAUUGGGCGAAUUAUUACUAUAUAUAAAUCAAAAUGGUAAAGAAUUCCUCACCAAAUUAGUGAUUAAAUUAUGUUAUAGCAUUUUUAAGAAGUGAAUGAAUAUAUCGAAAUGAUAAUGCAAUUUGUUCACCAAAUAUAGUGAUUUAAUUAUGUUAAUUUCAUUAAGAAAAAAUGUACUGUUAAAGUAAGGAGGAAAUUGAUGAAUUUCAGUUAAUCACCGAUUCGUUUAUUGUACUUUUUAUGGCUUAAUGAAAGUUAAUGAACAGCUGAGAACUAAAGAUUUAUUCGCUGGAGAAGAGUGUUGUUAUUUGAUGCAAACAAGUAUGUGGAGAGAUCUGGCCCAAAGUUUUCUAAGUUUGUGUAUUUUUGAAAAGUGCUGAAGCUUUAGAGGGGAUGUAUGGGUGUGCAACUGACUGGGUGAAUGUAAUAAUGAUAUAUUGUGUCUGAUAGAGCUUGUGUGUGUGUCAGUGUGUGUGUUGUAUUUGGUGUGAAUUGUAGUUUUGUCUCAAGGCAAGAAAUUCCUUGUGUGGUACAACACGAAUUCUAUGAGUGUCAUCAACAUUGCCAUUGUGAUUGUGAGUGAGUGUGUUGUGACUAGCGAGUGUGUUGCUGGAGUUGGCGCAGGGAGGAGGAGGUUCUGAGUGGCCAUUUUAUGCGUGAGUACAGUUGGGACGUCUCAUCGAAGUGUUGGCAUUUUUGAACAAUUAUUAAAUCAGUUCUUACAUUCAACA
Molecule: messenger RNA, 1401 nt
Organism: Aplysia californica (California sea hare)
Lineage: Eukaryota; Metazoa; Mollusca; Gastropoda; Aplysiida; Aplysiidae
Product: mitochondrial import receptor subunit TOM20 homolog
Exons: 5
Coding region: 62-547 (161 amino acids)
Biological process (GO): protein targeting; protein import into mitochondrial matrix; tRNA import into mitochondrion
Cellular component (GO): mitochondrial outer membrane; mitochondrial outer membrane translocase complex
Molecular function (GO): transmembrane protein transporter activity
Source: RefSeq, a predicted model, not a curated record